AUGAAGUUCGGUCUGGCUGCCUUUGAUGCCAGUUGGGAUAGGCACUAUCAAGAUUUAAGUACCAAUGUCUUGGGAAGACAGACCAGAGAAUUCAAGGAGCAGCUUACUAUUUUUCAAGAACGAUUAGUAGAGUUUGCCAAAGAUCACAAUAAGGAGCUCAAAGAGAACCCGGAGUUCCGAGCUAAAUUUAUCCGGAUGUGUGCUUCUAUCGGUAUCGAUCCUAUCUCUCUUUUCGAUAGACAGAGGCAUCUUUUUGACGUUAACGAUUUUUAUUACGAGAUAUGCGUCAAAGUAAUAGAAAUAUGCCGGAAGACCAAGGAUCUCAAUGGCGGCGUGAUAUCAUUUGAUGAAUUGCAUAAAGGUUACUUUAUCAUGCUAAAGGUACAAAUAGAGGAUCUUGAAAAGUCAAUCGAAAUGCUGCAAAGCCUUGAUGGUGGGUUUGAAGUAUUCUUUAUUAAGGGUAAAAAGUUUCUUCGUAGUGUUCCCAAUGAAUUAACUGAUGAUCAGACAAAAAUUCUGGAAAUAUGUUCAGUCCUAGGAUAUGCAAGUAUUUCUUUGUUAAGAGUGAAUCUUAACUGGAAGCCUUUUAGGAGUGACGCGAUUUUGAAGGAAAUGGUUGCCAAUGGGUUAUUAUGGACUGACAACCAGGCCCAGGGUGAGGUUCUAUAUUGGGAUCCAGCGUGGAUUAUACGCUCUAGCUCUCUUAUGUAA
Messenger RNA from Lachancea fermentati, 711 nucleotides. The record is from the annotation of a GenBank genome assembly. Lineage: Eukaryota; Fungi; Ascomycota; Saccharomycetes; Saccharomycetales; Saccharomycetaceae.